Messenger RNA from Momordica charantia (bitter melon), 2209 nucleotides. RefSeq names its product Mitochondrial transcription termination factor family protein (gene MDA1). Gene Ontology annotation, biological process: regulation of DNA-templated transcription. The record is from RefSeq and is a predicted model, not a curated record. Lineage: Eukaryota; Viridiplantae; Streptophyta; Magnoliopsida; Cucurbitales; Cucurbitaceae. Gene Ontology annotation, molecular function: double-stranded DNA binding.
UCUCCUAUCUCUUCCGAGUUGUUUGCUCUUCUCUUUUUCAACCAUUCUUAUGCAUUCUCUCAGUCUCUCUUUCGAAUCUCCGACCCAAUUCCUUCCGACCAUUCUUCGGCUCUCAACAUCCGCAGAACUUCAAUUUUGUUCUGCGGCUGAUAACUUAAGUGACAGACGACCAUAUUCAAUUCUGUGGAGGGCCCAAUUUUUGGACCUCCUAUCGCAGCCUUGCCCGAGUGUUGGUACUCAUUAAUCACUCAAGAAGGGGAACUAUUUGCGCUACAGCUYGAAGAUGAGAGCUGUCAUUGGUAUACGUUUCCCCCAUUUCCUCUUUAUGCCAAAUGGUAUUCUCAUCACUACUAAAAGGGUUCAGCUUUCAUUCCCAAGGAAACUAUUUUCUCUCCGAGCAAAAUUUGAUUCUGAGACAGAUGGACCAGUCAACUUAAAGGUUGUAUCUCCAGCCCUUCUAACAGCAGAAAAAGAAGAGGCCAAGGCAGUUUUAACCUUGUUCUUGAAGAAACAAGGCAUGAGCAAUGCAAUUGCUGCAAGAACGAUAAACAAGUCUGAUCUCUUCAUCGAUCAUCUUGUCUUGAAGCUUCAUUUGAUUCAUAAAUCUCGGUAUCUAGUAGGGCGAGAGUUGACAACACUUGAGAUUAGAGAUGCUCUGAAUCCUUAUCUUGAAUCCCUUCUUGAAGUGCAUGGAACCCUUCUCGUGCAUGCUGUGGAGAACUUUCCAAACGCUCCUAUUAAAGAAAAGACCACUACAACAGUCUCUGUCUUGAAUUCAACAAUUGAUGUGAAGAAGCUGAAAGCCGUAUCUCGAGUUAGCGAAAUAGGUCCUACUGGAAAGCUCCGGCCUCAGAUUCUUUACCUGAUUGAGCAUGGCUUAAAUCUUGAGCAAAUUAAAGAAAUUACUCGCAGAUUCCCAGCUUUUGCUUACUACAGCUUGGAAGGGAAAAUAAAGCCCGUGAUUGAGUUUCUUCUUGAUCUUGGGGUACCAAAAUCUGAUAUCCCUGUCAUCCUCAACAAGAGGCCUCAGCUAUGUGGAAUUAGUCUGUCUGAAAAUCUAAAGCCAACUAUGAUAUUCUUAGAAAAUUUGGGUGUGGACAAGACACAAUGGGCAAAAGUGAUAUACCGAUUUCCAGCGCUUCUCACCUACAGCAAACAGAAGGUUGAAGCAACUAUCCAUUUCCUCUACGAAAUGGGACUCUCGGAGGAGAGUGUAGGUAAGGUAUUGACUCGUUGCCCAAACAUCAUAAGUUACAGUGUCGAGGAAAAAUUAAGGCCCACUGCUGAAUAUUUUCUUUCACUGGGAGUUGAUGUUGCUGUCCUUCUCUAUCGAUCGCCACAGACGUUUGGUCUUAGUAUCGAGGCUAAUUUGAAACCAGUGACACAAUUUUUUUUGGAGAGGGGUUACAGUAUGGAGGAUGUUGGGACAAUGAUCUCAAGAUAUGGAGCCUUGUAUACUUUCAGCUUGGCUGAGAAUGUAGUGCCAAAGUGGGAAUUCUUCCUGACCAUGGAGUACUCAAAAUCAGAGCUAGUCAAAUUCCCUCAAUAUUUUGGUUACAGUUUGGAGGGAAGAAUCAAACCAAGGUAUGCAAUUAUGAAGGAGAGCCAGGUGACGCUGUUACUGAACCAGUUGUUAACAUUAUCGGAGAGCGACUUCGUCAAGGCAGUAAAAAAGAAAGUGAAUAAGUUGCUUUCCAACAACUGACUUUCUAUAAGAAAGGAGGUAAUAUAUUGGAAGCUGUUAUGACUUGUGAGAUGCGUGGCAGUACUAAGAAAUUUUCUUGCAAUGCCUCAUCUGAAGCAAGAGAUACCGCGUCUCGGGAUGAUCGGAAUUCUAGCAUUGGGUUUUGCUUGAAAGAAGGUCCAAGUGGUUGAUUUGCCAAUUCUUAACUGCGAACUCCAUCGGUUUUGAAGUGUGGAUAUGGAAGAGAGAAUGCCUUGCGAAUCUGUGUUCUUGGCCUGGAGUCCUUGAUAAAUCCAUCUCUUUGGUCUUGAUUUCCUCUUAGGAUCAUCAUUUUGGACCAACUGUAGUAAUCGUAGUAUGUUACCGUCCAUACAAAAUUUCAAAUAAAUGAAAUUAUGGGGAGAAAAUGUGAAAUCUAUACGAGGAGUCGUUUAAUUCUCUCCACUAUGGUUUUGAUUUGAAGGCUGAUGAUCAGCAGCCAUAUCUCAGUUUUAAAGGAAAUCGAGUUCUUAAAGUUUGAAGACG